Molecule: messenger RNA, 1977 nt
Organism: Pangasianodon hypophthalmus (striped catfish)
Lineage: Eukaryota; Metazoa; Chordata; Actinopteri; Siluriformes; Pangasiidae
Product: CMRF35-like molecule 5
Exons: 7
Coding region: 88-1032 (314 amino acids)
Source: RefSeq, a predicted model, not a curated record
GUGUGAUCUCUCAGACCUCCUCUGCUGACUCCUACAUCAUGCAGCUCACCUCAAAGACAAAACGCAACAUUUUAGAAAAGAUCAAAAAUGUGUAGUUAUAUAGCACAUUGUGCUGAGUUUGGAAAGAAGGCUGGUGAUGUGCAGAAAACAAUGCAAACAUUUUUGAUGUCUCUGUCCUUUUUCCAAGUUCUGAUAUGUGUGACAAUGAAGAGCAAGGCUGAAAGUGUUUUUACUGGAACAGAAGGAGGCAGUGUGGAUAUCUCCUGUAAAUAUGAUGAUGGAUAUCAGUAUACACCCAUGUACUUCUGUCGUGAUCCAUGCACUUCUUCUCAUGUCUUAAUUCGAUCUGAGAAGGCUGAUAUGGUCGACUCUAAGGGAAGAUACACUGCACUAAACACUGUCUCUGCACGUCGCUUCUCUGUCACCAUCAGACACCUCACAUUAAAGGACUCUGGAGUUUAUUACUGUGGAGUGGACAAAUGGGGCUUUGACAAGUUGACUAAAGUAAAGCUUACUGUCAGUAAAGCAGUUCCUACUAUAUCUACAUGUGCCCCAGUGUCCAGGCAGAAUCAAAGCCCUGAAGUUACAGAGUUUCCCCGUGCCACCACAGUGAUUACUGCAGGUAGAGACCAUAAACACAUUUAUAUCUUUUCAGAUAGUUCCACAUUACAUGAACAAGCAUCAUCCACAGCUCCACCUCGGCAUGCUUUAGACCCACUUGGACAGCUGCUUGUUGUCUGUGGAGGGGUGCUGGGCCUAAUGCUGUGCUGUGUUCUUGCAGCUCUGGUGAUUCUCUAUAGGAAAACAUCCACAAACAUCACAUCUUUGAAACCGGCUGCUCCUGAAAUCCAUAUUUCAAAUCCACCACCUGAUCACGAGGACAUUUGCCAUGUGUAUGAUGAGAUGUUGGCUGUGUAUAGUUUAGCUGGUCCAGCUAUAGGAGAUGAUUCUUCAGCCACGUACAGCACCAUUCAGCUCCCUGCUCCAGUAGAUAAUGAUUGCAGUCCAAACUCUCUUGUAGCUCCUCACUGAAAACAGUUACAGCACCCUAUAUAUGUGAGGUGUAUCAUACACAAAGGUAAAAACCAUUCUGUGGAUUUCAAGAAAAUAAGGACUCUUGGGGACACAAGUUUUCUUUUUAGCUGAUUACUAUCUUAUUUACACUUCUACUGUAUAUUCCUCACAUAUUUAAACAACUAACAAGACUUGAAAUGACUUACUGUUCAUUACAAGCACGUUAAAGAUAAACCUGAACUUUCUAAAACAUCCUGUGGCAAACUGAUACAUAGGCUUCUACCCUGUACUUCCGGUGUGAAUGCAUGGCUUAUUAUGACUCGCACCUCUUAUGCAGAUGUGCAUGUAAUGAUUAUGCAUAGUGAAAGCACACUUAGCUUAACUAAGAAGCUGUAUGCAUUGACUGCCCACUGGUACUAAUGUUUCCUAACAUCAGAGUAAAUGUUCCAUGAUUACACCUACAUGAAGUAACUGAACUGUGAGAUGCUCCACAGUGAAAUGGUAAAUUCACCUCACUGAAAAACCAGAGGUGGUGUUCACAAUGGGCUACACUUUACAUAAGUGGUUAAUACAUAAAAAGCUUCAUAAAUUGCGACAAUCGUGGUAUAUUUCUCUCUGUGUCUGAUGUGGGUUUAACACAAAGUUACUGAUAGUUCAGGAGAUAAGCUGGAAGUGGAGAAAAAUAGGCAAGUUCAGUACACAUGAUGCACGCUUGCUUUCACACAUAGCCAUGGUGUUAUUUUUAAGAUGUGAGGUGUUAUUGUUGAGAUGUGACUGCAUGAUAAAGUUCAAACCAUAUUCAGCAAAAUAAGUAAAAAUGUCAACUAUGAACAUAAGACAACUAUGAAUGUAAAUAAAUAAUUUAAAAAUGUAAUUCUUCUUCAUAGAGAAUUGCCAAAAAUAGAUGUUACAGUAUUUUUUGUUGUUGUGUUAUUUGUCCAAAGUAUUUCUUCAAUGUUUACA